UUUUCUGAUCAUUUUUACAAGAUAUUGUCAAGGCUUGGUCUCCCCUCCUCCAAUGCCCAAUGGAAGCUGAUGUAUCUCUUCCGUUAAAACCCUAAAUCUUCUCUGAUUUUCUCGAUAGAUUUCCUUCGUUUUCUAUGCUGCUUCUGCCGCGAACUUGCUCGUUGUAGGCGUUUCGAUCCGAUCGAAUCCGGGGGAAGCAUGAAUCGCACUACGAUUUGGGUUUGGUCUCUGCUGAUUAUUUCUCAGUUGGCCUCCGCGAAAGUUGUAUUGAUUGGGAAGAACAUCACUCUCUCCUUUGACGCCAUGGAAGCAAAUUUCACUCCAAUGAUCAAAAGUUCUGGUGAAUGCGGGGUACUGUAUGCGGCGGAGCCUCUUGAUGCGUGCUCGGAUUUGACAAAUACGGUGGCGAAAGGAUCGGAUGUUACUUCGCCUUAUGUAUUGAUCAUCCGAGGUGGCUGCGGUUUCGAGGAUAAAGUUAGAAGGGCUCAAAAGGCUGGAUAUAAAGCUGCUAUCGUCUAUGACAACGAGAACAAUGGCGUCUUAGUAUCAAUGGCAGGAAACCCAUCGGGUGUACAUAUACAUGCUGUAUUCGUCACUAAAGCAUCGGGAGAGAUGCUCGAAAAGUAUGCUGGCCGGACUGAUAUGGAGUUGUGGCUUGUCCCGAGUUAUGAAACUUCAGCAUGGUCAAUCAUGGCAAUCUCUUUUGUUUCUCUACUUGCAAUGUCCGCUGUGCUCGCUACUUGCUUCUUUGUCCGAAGGCAUCGGGUUAGACGCCGGCAUGUACGGUCUUCUCUUGGCGGAGGCUUUUCUCGCAUAUCUGUAGACUUGUUAAAACGCAUGCCUGUUCAAGUAUUCACGGGUGAUCUUGAAGAGGGCACUACUUCAAUUACAUGUGCAAUAUGCAUCGAGGACUAUCGGGUCGGGGACAAGCUCAGGAUCCUACCCUGUCAUCAUAAGUUCCAUUCUGCGUGCGUCGACUCUUGGCUCAGUAUGUGGAGAUCCUUUUGCCCAGUUUGCAAACGCGAUGCAAGAAUCAGCAACAGUGACCCGCCCGCGUCAGAGCGGACACCAUUGCUUUCUGCAGGCUCGUCCCCUUCAUCGUCUUUUCUUUUAACGGCCUCGAGAACCCCAUUGCAAUCAUCUUCUGAUCUACCAAUAGCUUUCACACACCAAUCUCCCUCACCCUCCACUACUCGGCUUCCCCACACAGUCCCCAUAUGUCUUCCCCACUCUCACUCACACGCAAACAUUCAGUAUCUGCAUCAGUCUCAGGGGUCUUACCGCCGCCGAUCCCCUCCUAUACCCGUGAGCCGGAGUUCAGCAGAUCUCAGGAAUGGCUAUUCCCGAAGAUCUUGCAACUCUCCGCACUUGGGUUCGUCACCUCAUUCCUUGGGUUACCCUCCCAUGUCACCUCUCAGCACGAGAUACACGUAUUGUAGGCCAAGCCCAAGCAAUGCCUCGCCUAGCAGGGUGCGGUCGUCGAGUUACAGGGCGUACCCACUUCAUCACAGUGAGUCGGCUGGAACAUUCUCGUCUUUUGCUUCAGCUAACUCUCUUCCAGACUGCUAACCCCGAAAACACGGUCACUGAACUUUCAACUCGGAGCGAAAGAAAUCCCGAGAAACACGACCGGCUUUCACCAGGUGUGCCUCCUCGAGCUCCAUCUAACUUUGGUUUGUGUACAUAUAGUGAUAAGAUUACCCAGUUUUCUUCUGUUUCCAGGGUGUGAUUCUUGAGCCGUGAUGUUCUGUAGAAUCUUUGUGUGAGAUUUGAGUUCAGAGUUUGGUUGGAGAGGUUUGGUGUGUAGAACUAUCAAAAGCUCAUAUGGUAAUAAAUUAAAAAUUAUUCA
Molecule: messenger RNA, 1849 nt
Organism: Tarenaya hassleriana
Lineage: Eukaryota; Viridiplantae; Streptophyta; Magnoliopsida; Brassicales; Cleomaceae
Product: receptor homology region, transmembrane domain- and RING domain-containing protein 6
Exons: 4
Coding region: 199-1569 (456 amino acids)
Source: RefSeq, a predicted model, not a curated record